AUGCUAAGGAGGAGGCAAAUUCUGCAGCGUCUGUUUUUUUUGUAUCUUGGCGGUCUCUUAUAUUUUCGAAUCAUUCAGUGCUGUGCCCAGUACCUGUUCGACGACUCAGCAGAAUAUUACCCCACAGUGAAGCCGUUUGAGGCUGGAAAGUUCCAAAACUUUAUCCCCUACGUCUCGUCGCCCUUAUUCGGCAGCGAUAAGAAGGGGGACCAGCUGGAUUUCCCCACAAGUUUCUUAUACUCUGGAGUACUGUCACCAGAAAGCCACAAGUUUGUCGAGGCAUUUCAGACACGGUGGAACAGAACAGAGAAUAGAGCCAACCUCUCCACGAAGCAAUCUUCUGUCAAUCCUAACGGAGAGCUUGCCUUUCAACAUUGGUUACCAGAAGAUUUUGUUCGAUCAACCGUUCCAUCCUCACCGUCUGAAGAUGCUGGGGAAAAGGAACCGAAACCAGAAUCAGCAUCAUCGGAGACGGAGGAGGCAACAACUGCUGGCGUUCGAUUUAUUCAAAACGAAAGACCCUUUUUCUCUUUAGAAGAUCGACCUCCCGAUCUUCAGAGUAUGUCUAGCUCUGGGACAGCCGCAAGAACGUGGGGUAAAAUCAAAACGCAGAUGCUGCACGACCAAUACGACAUGCCCGGUGACCACGGCUACGAACCCUUUGUCCAUACGAGGACAAAUGCGACAGUGACUCGAUCAUCACAAUGGGACGGUUACUUCCCCGUUGUUGAUCACAUCUCAAAGACCAACGAUUUACUGAGACUUGCCACGCCAGACGCCACUGCGAUACAGGAUGUGGCGGAUUUCGUUCUUGAGGAGCUACGACAAAGAGGCAACAGCACAACUUUUUAUGACGCAGUAUCGACGCUUCCGCCCGACAUCAUCGUCGCAAUGGGCAUGGAUAGUAGUGACGCAUACUCUGUAGUUCGGUGUCUGAAAGGUUACCAGGCUGUUUCAACUUCUGUUUGCGCAUCUCCGCUGGGAGAAGAAAUCCCAAUUCAGGGAUCAUGCGUUGGUGCAGGAGCAUACGACACAGAAAUGAGUCGCUGCUUUACUGUCUCGGAGGUCAGCUUGUCAAAAGAGUCUUGAUUCACGUAGCAACUUCAUGAAUGGCGUGCGCAGGGUGUGCAUA
Messenger RNA from Toxoplasma gondii ME49, 1132 nucleotides. RefSeq lists its product as hypothetical. Bases 1 to 1089 code for a protein of 362 amino acids. The transcript is spliced from 2 exons. Lineage: Eukaryota; Apicomplexa; Conoidasida; Eucoccidiorida; Sarcocystidae. The record is from RefSeq and is a predicted model, not a curated record.